This is a messenger RNA of Oncorhynchus kisutch (coho salmon), 4805 nucleotides long. Its product is annotated as putative RNA-binding protein Luc7-like 1. The transcript has 10 exons. Gene Ontology annotation, biological process: mRNA splice site recognition. Gene Ontology annotation, cellular component: U1 snRNP. Gene Ontology annotation, molecular function: mRNA binding. The coding region runs from base 1854 to 2831 and encodes 325 amino acids. The record is from RefSeq and is a predicted model, not a curated record. NCBI's taxonomy places the organism in Eukaryota, Metazoa, Chordata, Actinopteri, Salmoniformes, Salmonidae.
AAAACGGCGGUGACUAGCUUGUUAGCUACGUUAGCUUGCUAGCUAAAAGAUGGAGCCAUUCAGAGAUACUUUUCUACGGCUGCGUUUACACAGGCAGGCCAAUUCUGAUGUUUUCCACUAAUUUGUCUUUUUACCAAUCGCAUGAGAUCUUUUCACAUCAGAUUGUUUUCAGGGCUGAUAUGAUUGGUCAAAAUACGAAUUAAUUAAUUAGGGGGGGGGGGGGGUCUGAAUUUGUCUGCCUGUCUGAACGCAGCCUCAUAUGUGAGCCAGUGGCUUGCACUUAGCCUUCUAGCUAGCUAGUUUACCAUCUAGCUAACUAGUUUUUGUGGCGUUUUUCAGUUGGACAUACCUUGAAUGAAUGGCGUACAAGAGGACGGCUGUGUGACAUAAAAGCAGCUCAAUCAUGAUCUGUCGCCGGCCUAGUUGUUGUUUACCGAUUUAAUGUUUGUAUCCAUAGCUAAUUACGUCCACUCUGGCAUUCAUUGUUGAUAGACCAGCUGGCUAGAUAAGUAAUGAUCAUCUGGGCUCCCCCCUGGGGGACCGUGAGUUUAAGUGGUCCCUGCAAAAGCGGGGGGAAAACUCAUGUAUAACUAAUACAUUUCAAUCUAAUGUAUUUUUACAACACAGAUCCACGUUCUUAUGUUGUUCAGUUAGAUACAUAGCUAGCCAGGAUUGGGGUCAAUUCCAUUCCAAUUCUCUUAAAUAGUUUUCGAUUAGAAUUUUUUAAAAUUACAAUUUGGUUUACUUUCUGAAUUGACUGCAAUUGAAACUGAAUUGACCCCAACCCUGAAGCUAAUUAUAUUUAGCAAGGCCUACAUGCAGUAUAGGAUAACAAAGAUAGCCGGCCCUGUAAAUACUAAAUAGUCAGUAAGGAUAUCUAGAGAAUCUGCAAGUCCUUGACAGGAGGUUAAAACAGUUAGUCAUACUGUGCACAGUAUCUAGUAUUGUGUAGCAUUUGCACAAGCACCACUUCCAUAGAAAUUACGUAUCUGGCUACAAGGAUACUAGACCUACGAAGCUUGCUGUCACAUAUACAGUAAGUACAGUUAUUUUAACAGUAGCCUUCUGUCUUAGUGCAUUCUAUAGUAACAGCUUGUGAGAUAUGCACCCGGCCCUUUGCUCUACCUGUAUUUAGCAGCAUGUGUCCCACGUUGGACGGUAUCCGUAGAUGGUUCUGAUAAAAACGUUGUUGGCAGUGCCCAAGAAAGUACUACAUCCAAUUGUUUGAUGCUACUUUCACCCCCUCCAAUCUAAUUCAAAGAUGGAUUCAUGCUCUUGGAUGUAAUACUUUCUUGGUCACCCCUCUACUGUCUACAACUUUUACGGAUAAGGUCCAAAACAGGUACAGCAAUAUCCCUCAAGCUGUCGCUAUAGAAUGCCAUUUAGUCCCGGCUUAUUAAUAAAUGAAAAGAUUAAUAAAGGUGUCAAAUUAGGCUACAAGGAUACAAACAUUGAAAACAUAACAGCUGCCAUUUAGUAAGGAUGUCGUGUCUACAAUGGUGACAUGUAAAGUCGGAUAAACUGACCUCAGUCCAUGAUUCUUUUUUGGGCUUAAUCAGCCUAACAAUGUGAGUUUGUGUCGAGUGAGUUUGUGUGUGUGUGUGUUGAGAUGAAUACAAAUUCUUCCCGUACAUAUGUUGCAAACAAACUGAACAAUUGUGGCCCCUUUAUUUUAUUCAUAAAGGUUCAGUGUAUCUUUGCCAGCCUACAUCAAUCUGCAAAGGAGUUGCAGAAAAGCCUCAUGUUCAUCGAGCCGGGAUGAGACGCGGCAGAGGGUCAAGUUCACUGACGAGCGGGUCUGCAAAAGCCAUCUCCUGAACUGCUGUCCCCACGACAUCCUCUCUGGAACUCGUAUGGAUCUGGGAGAAUGUGCAAAGACCCACGACCUGGCGCUCCGGGCCGACUAUGAAAUCGCCUCCAAGGCGAGGGAACUCUUCUUUGAGCUUGACGCUGUGGAUCACCUGGAGUCUUUCAUCGCUGAUUGCGACCGUAGAACAGAGUUGGCCAAGAAACGACUGGUGGAGACUCAGGAUGAGAUCAGUGCGGAGGUGGCUGCAAAGGCAGAGACUGUCCACGAGCUGAACGAAGAGAUCGGGAAGCUCCUGGCCAAGGCGGAGCAGCUGGGAGCCGAGGGGAACGUAGAUGAAGCCCAGCUGAUCCUACAGGAAGUGGAGAAGGUCCGCAGCAGGAAGAGGGAUGCCGAGGAGGAGUACAGAAACUCCAUGCCUGCCUCCAGUUUCCAGCAGCAGAAGCUCCGUGUCUGCGAGGUGUGCUCGGCCUACCUGGGCCUCCACGACAACGACCGUCGCCUGGCCGACCACUUUGGUGGGAAGCUGCACCUGGGAUUCAUCCAGAUCAGGGAGAAACUGGAAGCCCUGAAGAAAACAGUCAUUGACAAGCAGGAGAAGAGGAACCAGGACCGUCUCAAGAGGCGAGAAGAGCGAGAGAAGGAAGAGCGGAUGAAGACGAGGACCAAAUCACGGAGCAGGGAACGGAGCAGGGAACAUAGGUCCCGCUCUCGCGAACGUAGGAGACGGCGUUCCCGUUCCUCGUCUCGGGAGAAGCGGCGUUCCUCCCGCUCGCGCUCCAGGGACCGGGAGAGGAGGAGACGCCACCGCAGCCACUCCCGAUCCUGCAGCAAGGGCCACCGCCACGAGCCCAGCACCAGACACAAGUCGUCCAGGGAUCGAGAGCGCUCCUCCAGAGACCAUUCACGGGAGCGAAGCAGGAAGAGGGGAUCCUCCGAGCGGCGGCAAGACAGCAGGGAUCAGAACGGGAGGACGGACUCCCGCCGGGCGCAGGACAGGGACAGAGACACCGGGGACCUCUGAGGACUCUCGCUAUCUAUCCAUCCUCAAAACACAACCUCCUUUUCUCUCUUUCAUACCUGUCCAUAUAUCUAUAAGGACUCUCUUAACAGCAAUGUCCAGAGACGUUUUGAUUUGACAGAUAUUCCAGCCAACCCACUGUGUCCCAAAUAAAUAGAGCUUAUAUGACCACAGGUUUGUGUGUGUGUAUGUAUCGUAUAUUGCGCAAAUAUAUACAGUACCAGUCAAGUUUAGACACACCUACUCAUUCAAGGGUUUUUCUUUAUUUUUACUGUUUUCUACAUUGUAGAACAUUAGUGAAGACAUCAAAACUAUGAAAUGACACGUAUGGAAUCAUGUAGUAACCAAGAAAAGUUUUAAACAAAUCCAAAUAUAUUUGAGAUUCUUCAAAGUAGCCACCCUUUGCCUAGACAACAGUUUUGCACACACUUGGCAUUCUCUCAACCAGCUUUAUGAGGUAGUCACCUGGAAUGCAUUUCAAUUAACAGGUGUGCCUUUAAGUUAAUUUGUUGUAUUUCUCUCCUUAAUACAUUUGAUCCAAUUAGUUGUGUUGUGGCUUUUUGACUGGUACUGUAUAUAUUUCAAGCAUUCAAAUAUAUCGGUAGUUGUUGAAUGUUGUGGGGGUGCACAAAGUCCUGCCAGCAUAUGUUUUAAGUGAUGGCUGUUGAUUGCAAUUCAUUUGAUUUUAUAUACAUAUUCUAUGAAACAAUCCUAAAUAUACAAUUUAAGUGGUAGCUAUAGAAAGGAUAAAUGAAUGGCCAUUGAAUGAACCAUAAACUUAAAGAAUAGAGGAUUUAAAUGUUUCUUUGUUUUGAUACUGUUACUUUUAAACUGUCAGGAUUGCUGUGCGAUUGAGACACUGCUUAAUCAUACUUCCUGCAUACUGUCCUGGGUCAUGUUCAUUAGGCACCAAACGGAAGAAACCGGACUGAAACAGGGAGGCGUCAUCUGGAUUUGUCCAAUAAGAAAAGCACAUUUUUGCUCUCCCGUAAAAACAUAGCGAAAGGUUUUCAAUUAGUGUCCUAAUGAACACAACUCGGCAUACUGCCUUAGAUUGGCUUCACUCUUCGAGGCUUCCUUCCCUUCCUAGAGGCUAUUUCACUAUGCUGGUCGCAGUCAUUUGCCAUUUAAAGUUGCAAAAAAUAUUUAACAUACCAGUAAUCAUAGGUCAGAUAUGUGCAGAACAGAUUAUAAGAUUGAUCAACGAAGACAUAUUGUUGUUGUUUGACUGGAUCAGGACAUUUGAAAAUACAAAAGGAAUUUGGUCAGUUGUGAACAUUAGUGAGCUCAUUUCUGUCAGCUUGUGAAAUACCCUUUGCUUCUAUAGUUGUGGCCUAGACCGACUGACGGGACAUUUAUAUUUGGAGAGAUGGCAGCAGUUCGAAUGAAUGUCAUAAUACGGACAGGAUUUUCUCACGCUUUAGAUUUUAUUGUCCUUUGUGUUCACAAAUGGAGUCUUCUUUUUUUUGAGAGAGAGAAUUUUACAAGUUUGUUCCAAGUUUUCAUGUCAUGUGAAGUCUGUAUUUGUGUGUAGUAGACACGAUGGACUUUGCAUGUCUCCAAUGGAUUGAGUAGGAAAUGCUGUUUUGGAUUGAGAAUGACUGUAUGUGACCCUAGAAGUCAGUUACGCUACCCAGGAAGUCAGCUAUGUUACCCAGCAAGUCAGCUACGUUACCCAGGUAGUCAGUUUCGUUACCCUGGUUUUGGACGAUGAUACUUGGUGCUGGGAACAAUAUCCUAAGUACCUGCUUAUGUUCAUUUUACUUUCCAGUAUUUUGAUGCUGAAUCCGCAGCUUGUACAUCUUCUGAAUAUGUUGGUUCAUGUAUGUCAGUCACUUGAAGUUGGAUGCAAACACAUAUAAAGGAAUGCAUAACUUUUCCUAAUGGGUGCCAGCUCUAGUAUUGGUUUGGUCUGUUUGUAUUAUUUUGCUAGAAGAUGAUUUUCUCUGAAGCCUGAAUAAAAAUCCCAGAAUUGUA